UCUUGAAUCUCGGCUGUGUAAACAUUUCUGGUUGUCUGUUGUUUUCUGGGAACUGCAGGACAAAUGAAGAGGAACAGGGGGGACGACAUAGACUUUGAGACGCCGGGCUCCAUUCUGGUGAAUACAAACCUGCGGGCGCUGAUCAAUUCCAGGACCUUCAACGCUCUCCCCCUGCACUUCCAGCAGCAGCUUCUCCUCCUCCUCCCUGAAGUGGACAGGCAGCCUGGGACAGACGGACUGCUGCGCCUGAGUGGAAGUGCCCUCAAUAACGAGUUUUUUGCUCAUGCCGCCCAGAGCUGGCGGGAGAGGCUGGCAGACGGGGAGUUUACUCACGAGAUGCAGGUCCGCAUCAGGCAGGAAAUGGAGAAGGAAAAGAAAACAGAAAUCUGGAAAGAGCAGUUUUUCGAGGACUAUUAUGGGCAGAAGCUGGGCUUGACCACAGAAGAGAAGAAUUUGGCCCCCAGUGAGGCAGAGAAGAGGACCACAGCCGCCUCCCCAGAAGGCCCAGCCAGGGCGCCCUGCACUCCCACACCCCACCAGCCGGACGGCCACUUCAAGAGGCGCUCCCUCCGCUGCCGGAACCGCCGGAACCGGCAUAAGUUGCACGAAGCGGAGCCUUCCUCCCUUGCCAAAGAGGCAUCCUCCUCCUCAUCUGCGGAGGCCACACCUGUCGGGGAGAGAGAGGCCAAUCCUGCCACGGAGUGCCAAGCCAGCCGGGCAUCUCCCUCAGCCGAGAUGUCCCUGGAGGUGACGAAGGUCUUGAGCAAGGUGGAUGAGGCCGUGGCGGCAGCGGCGGCGGCGGCGGCAACCCCGGACCGAAUUCCCAGCCUGCCUCUGGGGCCGCAGGAGCAGCCGAAGAGGAAGUGCUUCGAGCAGCCGGCCUCUCCCUCUUUCCCCGAAAAGAAGCCCCGGCUUGAGGAUCGUCAGUCCUUUCGUAACACAAUUGAAAGUGUUCACCCAGAAAAGCCACAGCCCACCAAAGAGGAGCCUAAAGUCCCUCCCAUCCGGAUUCAACUUUCCCGAAUCAAACCCCCCUGGGUGGUUAAAGGUCAGCCAGCCUACCAGAUAUGUCCUCGGAUUAUCCCCAAUCCAGAACCCAUCAGGCCGGACCGAAGGGGGAGCCCAACCUCUGCUGACUCUGAGGCCUGUCCUUUGCAAGACCGAGUCCAGCGAGCGGCUUCUACUCCUGCCUCCACCAUUGGAGGUGGGGGUGGGCCGGGAGGAGGCGGCGGAAGGAGCCCAGACGAAGGCGGUGGUGGUGGUCGCGGCGGCAGCAGCAGCGGCAACAUCAACAACAGCCGGGUCCGGCAAUCCAGGGGCCACCGCGCCAAGCACUGGCGUCGCAAGAGAACUCGUGGGAAGCGCUGGUCAGAUUUACAGCGAGCACAGCUAUUGCCGCCUUCCCACCUAGCUGGGAAGAGUGCCGGCUGGCAGGAGCCUGAAGCGAGCUUGCCUUCUCAGGCCAGAGAGCCUGCCGGCAAAGCGGAGCUCGAGCAGGGUGGACAGGCCGCGAGUCUUCCUUCCCAGGAAGCUGCUGCCCAGCUGAAGGAGUCGUCGGAAGGCAGCAGCGUCCCAGAUCGCAGAGCGGCGGAAGGGCCGGUCGGUUGCCCUGGUCACCUUUUGGAUGAUCCCAGGCCUCCACCUUCUCCCGAUGCUCCUCUGGAGGGCCGUAAUCAGAAGGAGAGAAGGGAAUCUCCUGUGGGGAGCCAGCCGAGCAAUGGCUGGCUAGGAGGAGACUCCAAAAGCAGCCUCUUCGGAGCCACAAGCGGGAAGGAGGGCUGUGACUUGUCUUCUGAGAGCAACACAGGAGUUGGCUCACAGGGAUUGUCUUCUCCUGCUUGGGAGGGCCUUCCAGAGGACCCCAGUCUUAUUGGGAUGGACCUUCCACCAUACCAAACUCAGAGGGCCACACCAGGGCCCGGAAGAGGGGCCCUAAGUAGCCCAGAGGAAGCUUCCCAGUCGACAACAGGCCUGCUCCCUCCUUGCCGCGAUAUGACCAUCCACGAGAGCCCAGCAGCGGCAUCCUCAGGCAUGGAGGUAGAGACCGACCGAGAGCGGGCAACGGCAGGGCCGAGCGCCAGCCCCGGCAAUGACGAGGAAGCCCAGAGUCCACUGAGUGAGACCACAGAGACGGCCUCCGAUUUGGACGCUGAGCUCACCGAUGAGAACUUGGAGAUCAACGGGGAUUGUCGCCAGGCUGAAGAGAGGGAAGAUGGGUCGGACCAGAGGCGCUCGGAGGGACGCAGAGAGGUCAUCUCAGAAAGCAGGGAAGGUUUGCCUUCGGAUGUCAGGGUUGUCGACUUACACUGCAGGACAAGGUUGCUGGCGCCUAUCCUCGCCGCGGGCAAGUCAGUUCUCCCUGUUGAUGUCGCAGUCCAGGAAAGGUCCUGCUCGGGCGUCCCCCAGCCUGUGUCCACUGAAGCAAGCGAGCCCCACGAGGGACGAGUAAUCACCCAGGGCCUGCCUCCCAAAAGCAUUUUGCCGGCCUCUUCUGAGGCGGCCGCAGCCUCUUCUCGGGACAAACGUCCGGCAGAGAUUCGCCCUUUCCCCGAAGCGGUUAAGGGUGGUGACCACCUCGUGCAGGAUGUCUCUUACAGGGAGGGGACAGGCCUGAGUGACCCGGCCAGGAAGGCCACGCGUGCACCCCAACCUUUGUGGGACUCUGCCGAAAGGGCCUGCCUGCCUCUGGAGAAGAGUCCCAAUUUAGGAUCCCUGGAUCAAGCCGUCAAUCAAUCCCUGAAAACAGAUCUCUCAAAUCUGGGAAAGAAUCCGAUCUCUCCCUGUUCGCAUCCAGAUAAAUUGGAUCCUUCCCGGGCAAUUUCUACUGCCAGCAUCGGGAAGCUGGACGAGAAGCUCAAGAUGGCCCCGGGGCCCAAGCUGCCUCUGCGCACGACUUCUCUGGGGCCGGAGCAGCCGAGCAACGGCCCCGCAGAGAAACCCCCCGCGGCUCUGGGCAGGAAGGUCUUCGGCUCGGGCGUCUCUGGCGGGGCUUCAGCCAAGGCCCAGAAGCCCCAAGGCUCGGAGCCCUUCCCCAUGUGGGCCAUGCUGUCCCACAGCAAAGUGGUCUCUCCCCCGCCCAAGGCUGUUGCCCUGGGAGCCUGCUUGCCUCCUGCGAGGGAGGACUGGCCAUCCAAGAGGAACGCUGGGUCAGCAGAGAACAAGAAGGUCCUGGCCUCCGUCCAGAGAAAGAGGGAGCAGCAGAAAGAGGCCCCUCCCCAGUUGAUGGAGCCUUGGCAGAGCCUCCCCCUGGUGAGGGACCUGGCUUUUUUCAAGCUGCCGAAGGAGCCGGGGAAGGGGGCCACGCAGCCCCUGGAGCCUUCCUCCCUCCCUUCCCAGCUCAACAUCAAGCAGGCGAUUUACGGGAAGCUCUCCAAGCUGCAGCUGAAUUCCUCCCACCUGAAUUACGCCUCUUCAGCAGGCAGACCCUUUUUCCCCAGCAACCUGGAAGGCAGCACCGGCCCCUUCGGCCCCAAAGCCAACUUGACGGCGUCUUCCCGGGGCAGGCUGUCUUUCUCCGCCCAGGUGUUCGCCGAGACGGGCAAAGGCAUGGAAGAGCUCUCCCUCAAGUGCUCCUGCAGCCUCAAAGCCAUGAUCAUGUGCCAGGGCUGCGGGGCCUUUUGCCACGACGACUGUAUCGGGCCCUCCAAGCUUUGCGUGCUGUGCCUUGUGGUCAGAUGACACUCACGGCCCCGGGAAGGAAAAGCUGUAUAUUGACAGGUUCAGAGGAGGUAGAGGAGGAGGACGCCGACCAGGAACGACCGUAUAUGCAAAAGAUUCUGGUCCUAACGAAGCCAAUAUGGACGCUGUUAUGUCUUGGGUUUCCCUGCUGGGGGUGGCAAGUCAGUCAUGGAGACAGGCUGGUUUCAGAGGGUGGAUUGGAGACCUCCUGUCGAGGAACUCUGGUUUGGAGAUCCGGCCCGUUGGCGCUCGGACCGUUCUUGUGCCGUGAGCCCCAUCCCGGUGACGUGGGUACGAGGGAAGAGCUGACCUCUCCCUCCCCCCCUCCUAUUCAAAGGCCAAGGGAAAGAGGCCCGAGCUGAAUCUGUCUUCCAUUUUGUCUCCCUGCCACCUCCCUCCCUCCCUCCCUCCCCCCAAGCGCUGGGCUCGGGUCGAACCGGAGACGCAAGGCGGUGGGUUUCGGAGAAGAGGAGGCCGAAACGCGUCUCCCCCUCCCUGUGUCUGGGAAGACUGUUCACUUUUGAAGCAGUGCCAUCUUUUU
Molecule: messenger RNA, 4219 nt
Organism: Notechis scutatus (mainland tiger snake)
Lineage: Eukaryota; Metazoa; Chordata; Lepidosauria; Squamata; Elapidae
Source: RefSeq, a predicted model, not a curated record